This is a messenger RNA of Plasmodium cynomolgi strain B, 1758 nucleotides long. RefSeq lists its product as hypothetical. The record is from RefSeq and is a predicted model, not a curated record. The annotation marks the transcript as partial. Lineage: Eukaryota; Apicomplexa; Aconoidasida; Haemosporida; Plasmodiidae. The transcript has a single exon.
AUGGAAAAGGGGGAGGAUAAAAGGAACGCACAGGGAGGUGUCUUCACCCCCGCACAGGAAAGCCAACCGGGAAAGACACCGAUAAAAGGAAGUGAAAAAAAAACGGCAACAGGGGGUGACCAAACGGCGGUUGGGGGCGAGUCCCCCCUCCGUAAGCUCCCCUACCUUCUAAUCCCCCUAUCGGUGAGGUUCCCCCUGUUGGCCAAACUACUCCUUCUCUUUUUUUUGUCCAAGUGGUUAAAACACGCAGUAGGCACUGUGCUCAUCAGCUUCCUCUACCGAAAAAACGGAGAAGUAUUUCAGCAACUGAUCCAGGUGCUUCUCCUCCAAAUGCGCCAUAGUGGAGGAAAAAAGGGAAGCAAUAAAUCGAAUUUCAAAACAGUACGUCCAAUGGUUGAUGCUGUGUAUAGUAACAUAGAAGGAAUGAUGAAAUGGAUUACCCGUGUGUACUUCUUCCUUUAUGGGACCCCAUGCAGUGGACUGCUCUUUCCUGAGGAUAUAAAUAAAAAAACAGAGCUUAUGUCGACUCCCAGGAGGGUGAGUAAUCUGUGGGUCUUGCGAGGGGCUUACCUCAAUUUGUUUGUCGCGCUGCUGGGCCACCCCGGGGAGAGCGACAAAGAGGAGGGGCGGCAUAACCAGCGGGAGGGGCGGCAUAACCAAGGGGAGGAGCAGCUUAACCAACGGGAGGGGCAGCUUAACCAACCGGAGCGCUACCUUCCCUGCCCAGCCGAACAGACCCUCUACAAAAACAUACGCGCCCUGUACAAGGUGAAAUAUGAAAGGGAGUAUAAAAUAAUGAUGCGCAGUGAAUGCUUCUCCUUUCUUCAUCGUUUUUGUGAGCUAGUCCAACACAUAGCAAGGAGAGCUUUCUCCUGUCUCCACCUCGUCCUCUUAACCACCAUGUCUAUUUAUUGCUUGUGUAGAAGCCUCGUCAUGUUGACACAUCACAUACAUGCCCUGGAAAAGAAGAAGCUAUACGAGCGAUGUUGCGAGGGGGGAGAUGCAUCAGAUGAGCUGUUCUGUCUCCUCAUCGAAUCGAUAGCGCUCAUGAGUCAGGACCUGGCAGGGGAGGAAACACCCAUCUGUGAAGAGGCCAAUCACCCCCAUGAUGAUGAGCACUCUGAUGGACGGCUCCACAUCUACGACGAGUUGCAAACCAAACUGCGCCUCUGCCUGAACAUGAUCAAUCGAAUCAAAGGUAAACAACCCAGGGAUGCAUCUAAAACGUUGGUGAAGCAGAAUCCAAAGCAGACGCAGGACUUCCCUAGCCACGAAGAACCUGUGUCUACGUAUGAACCCCUCAGGGAGAAGGAAGUGUACGAAACGGAACCGUCAAGCAGUCACACGGGGGGAGAAACUGCAAAUAGUGAUCCCACCUCGCAAAGGAAGGAACAACAAAGGGAUGGAAGCUUGACGUAUGCCGUUUAUUUGUAUGAGAGUAGAACCAGUGAGGAGACAACGCAGGGGAAGAUGAAGCGACGAGUGAGGAGGAGUACCUCCGUUGAAGAUGCCUCGGCGGGACAUGAACACUCCUCCCAAGAGAGGCAUCCCCAAAGAGCGCAAAAAGAGGAAGAUUGCACAGAGGGUACCUACAUUAAUGGACCAAUGAGCAAUCACAUUGCAUCGUGCGGGAAUGCUAACGAAACGAACAAGAGACACAUCGAGGGGGGAUGUUCUCCCCACCCCAGUGCCGACCCGCAUGGAAACAAACCUCCCUCAAAUUUGAGCCACGAAAUUUUAAUUAACGAACUGAAAGGG